AUUUUAGUUCAGACCAAAGUCCAUGGAGAAAAUCACCUGGUUCAUUUAAAAGUCUUCGAGGCGCCAUUUUGGAAGAAAGUUUGGGGUUUGUUGACCUGAGGAGGAGGAGCAGGAGGAGGCGGGGGAAGACGACGAACUGUAGGAAGAGGAGGAGCAGGAGUGUUUUACUCUGGGUGAACUCUGACACGAAUACAGCAGGAACCUGACCGGAACCGUGCAGGAAAAAGUCCUGCCACGGCUCAGCUCGCCUUGGUUCGGUUGUGCUCGCCCGGUCGAGUCUCCGAACUUGUUCCCAGCUUGAGCAGCAGAGGAGCCGACACUCCUUACCCCCCAGUGCAGGAUUGGAACGGUGUCCCGGACUCUAGCUUCUCCUCCCGGGACGUUAAAGUGUGUGCAGCUCUGACCAACCCACGGAUCAGGACCUAACAGGGUCUUGUCUUCCAGCCCGGACCGCUGUUUUUGGACUUUGGUGUUUUGUUUUGGUGGCGGGUUCCCCGGAGACUCGGAGGGUUAUUUUCGGCGGACGCGUCGUUUUUUUCCCCUGACACAGAGUUUGUUUGUCAGAGGGAACUUACUGUCGUCGUGGAACCCGUGUUCAGAGCUUUAACAGCGGGUUCCUGUGUGGAGCUCAGUCCAGAGUCGGAGCCGAGAGCUGCCGAGGCGAGGCCGAACCACAGCCGAAGUAGAGCCGACGAUGCCCGUCCGGAGAAAAGAUGCUCAGCGAGCCUUGCUCCUCCUGGAGGAGUACAGGACCAGGUUGAACCAGACUGAAGACCGUCAGCUGCGACACUCGAUCCAGAAGGUCAUCGACAUCUUCCAGAGCAGCCUGUUCCAGGCUCUCGUAGAUAUCCAGGAGUUUUAUGAAGUCACCCUAUUGGACGGUCAGACGUGGGCGGAGCCUGCCGUCGAGGCGGAGCCUCCGUUGCAGGUCAACCUUUGGGAUUUGUCCGGCUUCCAGAGUCCCACGUCGGAGACUGCACCCAGCCUGAGCCCCAGCCCUGAGCAGAAGUACCGGCACCAGGACGAGGACUCGUCUCCUCGGGAACAGACGGAGGAGACGGGAGGAGCAGAACUGGUCACAGUCUCAGAGAAGAACCUGUCCCAGGUGGAGAACGUGCACGGACUGGUCAGCCACGCCCACGUCUCGCCCAUGCAGGUUCUGUCUGUGGACCGUGUCCUGGACGGUUCUGAGGCCUCAGGUUUGGCCACUCCCACUUUCUCCUCCUCCACCCUCCACCCCAACGGAGAGGAGCUUCCCGUCCCCUCCUGCUCCUCCACCCCCUCCCUGACAGGACAGGCCAAUCCUCCUCCUGUGGUGAUCAACUCUGACAGCCUGGACACGCCCACAUACGUGAGCUGCAGGCCCAAGACCUGCUGCAACAUUUACAUUGUACACACUUGUUACUAA
Messenger RNA from Cynoglossus semilaevis (tongue sole), 1408 nucleotides. Its product is annotated as disks large homolog 1-like. Gene Ontology annotation, molecular function: protein binding. The record is from RefSeq and is a predicted model, not a curated record. Lineage: Eukaryota; Metazoa; Chordata; Actinopteri; Pleuronectiformes; Cynoglossidae. The transcript is spliced from 7 exons. Bases 695 to 1408 code for a protein of 237 amino acids.